Messenger RNA from Ostreobium quekettii, 852 nucleotides. The record is from the annotation of a GenBank genome assembly. NCBI's taxonomy places the organism in Eukaryota, Viridiplantae, Chlorophyta, Ulvophyceae, Bryopsidales, Ostreobiaceae.
AUGGAGGAGCUGCCGGGAAAGCGCUCCGAGGGCGGCGUCUCCUUCUCGACCCAGAACGACGCGUCCGACGACGGGGGGGAUGACCGGCCCCGCCACGGCGGGAUCCGGGCCUCUCGGCGCGACUACCAGCGACUGGCCAGCCUCUGGACCGACCUGUGGUCCGCGCCGGCCUCCGGAUCAGCGGGGGCCCGGCAGAAGCGGAGAUCCCGAGCGGGCGGGCGUCGGCCCGCCGGAUCGGACAUGGAGAGCCGUGGCGUAAUCUGGGACGCCACGUGGGAAUCGCCCGCUGCCCAUCUUGGAGAUGCCGAGAUCUGCGGCGAGGAAGCCAAUCGAGGGAGCUCGCCCUUUGGGGAUUGGCAGGGCGCGGGCCGGGGAGUUGGGAUGAGCACUUGGCCGGGAUCGGAGCCGGGUGUGAAGCUUGGGGCCCGAGGCGGCGGGCCGCCGUGCCUGUGGGAGCUGCCGGGGAUCAGAUCCGGGGACAACGAGUCGGUACCCCUAUCCGAUGGGGAGGAGGAGAAGGAGGAGGGGGGAGUCGGGGAGGGGGGGGAGGGGCAGGGGAAGGGCCUGGAGGGGCUGAAGGGGCUGGAGAGGUGCUGGGAGGAGCGCUGGGGAGGCGCAUGGGCGGCGGACGAUGACGCUGGGUCAACAGGGGAAGCAGCCACCCUGCGGCCUGGCCGAAGCCGCUCACUUGUCCACCGCUUCAUGAAAGCCCUGUCGAUCAGCUCCCGUGGCAGGAGGGCCCACAGCAAGGCUUUCGAAAUUACCGAUGAGUUCAGGGAUUUUACGGAUCGAGUCAUGCCGCCAUUUCCUCCAGAUUACAUCGACCCGGUGGCGAGCUCAUUUUCCAUCUAA